CUAGAACUGUCUGACACUUUUAUUUUAAUUUUUUAAUCGUAUGUCGAUGUAUUUUAUUCUCGGGAAAAAGCUUUUAGUUAUAGCUUGUGACAUUCUACAUUUUUUGCUAAUAUGCUACCAUAACCGCCGAGGGGCGCUACUAAAAACAGCGCUUUAACGGGAGAGGGGGCAUGUCGACGGGGGAGCAGACCUCGUCACAACACCGGUCUUGCAAGUUGGCUCAUUGAAAUAAUUCAUCCUGACUGUUCAGGUUAUAUUUCCGUCUGAUCGUAGUCCGCUGCUCCGUAUUGCCUGUAUUUCUACCAGACAGGGUCCAGUGGUUUGAUUUGUUGAUGAAGUUCGGCGAGCUCCGUGUGUCGUGGUCGGCUCAGGCGAACUCGCCUUUAACGGCUUGAGCCGAAGCUGCUGGGCUUCGGUUCUGACCCUGUUGCCGGGCUCAUCUGAAGUUAUGGUUCCAGCGGAAUCGGCCCCGGAAUUGUGAGGCAAGUGUGGAAGUGAAUCUGAAGGCGGACAACUGACUUCGCAGCGACUUCAUAGACGUGUUGAUUGUCGACGAGCUUUCUGAGUGAGUUUUGUUUCCUUCUCCACUGCCCUGCCACCCACAAAGGAAGAGCUACCCACAGGUGGCUUUGCUGUCUAUGUGAAAACUGUUGUUUGAAGACAUGAUGGUAUCAAGCUGCAACAGAUGGGUCUGACUGUGGUUUGUUAUCGCACCUGGAAAUUGAGGAAGUGAAGCAGAAGGAACUAGAACAACAAAAAUCUGUUUUCUGUCUGGUUUGGAUCAGCAGUGGUCGACCAUAUAACCGAAACGCUGUCCUGCGUCAAAGAAACCGGUAAAGUAAGAAGCCUGUACCUGGCCAGCAGAGUGUCCGAUACCAGGAUGUCCCCAUCAGUGUGCAGGCACUGAGCGGAGGCCAGCCACCUAGCAUGCAGCACUGGCCCAGUGUUGCCAGGAGGGGGCGCUGCUGACAGGGUUGGUGCUGAGUGCAAGUCUGCUGAGCCGGCCAUGGACGACUUUGCCACCAGGACGUACGGCACCAGCGGCCUGGACAGCAGGCCUCUGUUCGGGGAGACCUCGGCUCGGGAUCGAAUCAUCAACCUGGCAGUGGGUGGAUUCACGUCUGUGGUUGUUCUGGUGACUGUGAUCGGCUCAUUCGUGUUUCCCUCGUGGCCUCCACGGCCGCUUAACAUCUUCUUUGCCGUGUGCAUCCUGUUGGCCUGUGGAUCCACUAUAGUGCUGAUAUUCUGGUACCGGCAGGGCGACCUGGAACCAAAAUUCAGGAAUCUGAUCUACUACAUGCUGGCAUCCAUCAUGCUGCUGUGCCUGUGUGCCAACCUCUACUUCCAUGAUGUCAGGUAAAGAUGGGACCAGGAAGGAGGGAAGACCUGGCCUUGAAAGGUGGAAGUAGGCAUGGAAGGACUACAUGAACCAACAGUGGAAGAAACGUGACCAAAGAGAUAAACCUUCACACAAUAACCUGAAUGAAUUUGCCACUGGACCUGCAGAGGACUCUAGGACCAGAACCAGUUAGACCUGAUGGUUCCAGUGGGAUGAAAACUGCCCCGGUGCCGAAUCACACACACACACACACAGUGUCACAGCAUUCACAAUUUGGCGAACUGUAAGAGGCCACUGCACUGCUGGAGAAAGAACUUUGAAGAGACAGGUGUGUUUACAUGCACAGAAGCAUCUUUAUCUACGGUCGUAUCCUGAAGCACCUAAACUGACUGGAGAGCACAAUGGGUUUGAUGUGAUUAGGCUGCCCUUUUACUGUAGGUCCAAUCUUUGCAAUGUUAUGCUGAUAUGAAUUUGGUCAUUUGUUUUUUUUAUAUUUUUCGUUGCCCUUAAGUGGCUGAUUAACUGUCAGGGGAAAGUACUGUUUUCAGCUCUUGUCAUAUAGCAAUAUGUUAAGCAUGCCACAAAUUGGUUCAUUUCAGAUGCUCCUCUAAACUCCAAUAAAACGCAUCGCUUAACAACACGGGGCAGAUGGGUAGUGACAUAUUCACUGAGCUCCUCUCCUCUAACUCUGGUGGAUGAUGUUUUAACC
Messenger RNA from Monopterus albus (swamp eel), 2048 nucleotides. RefSeq names its product transmembrane protein 243, mitochondrial b (gene tmem243b). The record is from RefSeq and is a predicted model, not a curated record. NCBI's taxonomy places the organism in Eukaryota, Metazoa, Chordata, Actinopteri, Synbranchiformes, Synbranchidae. The coding region runs from base 1007 to 1360 and encodes 117 amino acids. The transcript is spliced from 7 exons.